UCCGCUGUUUCACAACACGCCGCAGGGCGGAGUCUGCAGCUGAGGUUCACGGUGGUAAAUUUGUCCUCUUUUUAAAACAAAAUGAGGCCAUUUUAUGUUAUUUUAGCAACUGGGGCUGUAGCGAGCUCUGUGGCACUACUGGCGACGGUGCUGUACUUUGUAUUAACCACAACGUCUACCCCAUUAGAGGAAUGGCAGAGGGCAACAUCCAUUUAUAACUUUUCAGCAACGGAUAUUGAUGGCAACGUGGUUUCCCUUGAAAAAUACAGGGGGAAUGUUGUCAUCAUCACCAACGUAGCCUCUAAAUGAGGUAAAACCCCAGUAAACUACUCUCAGUUUACUCAGUUGCACGCCAAGUACGCUGAGAGAGGUUUAAGCAUCCUUGCCUUCCCUUCCAACCAGUUUGGGAACCAGGAGCCGGGCAAUGAAACUCAAAUCAGGCAGUUUGCAGACACGUUCCAGGCUCGGUUUGAUAUGUUCAGCAAGAUCGAGGUGAAUGGGCAAAACGCUCAUCCUCUGUGGAAGUGGCUGAAGGAGCAGCCUAACGGGAAGGGCUUGUUUGGAAAUAGCAUCAAGUGGAAUUUCACUAAGUUUUUGAUCAAUAGAGAGGGUCAGGUGGUGAAGAGAUAUGGACCCUUGGAUGAUCCAAGUGUGGUGGAAAAGGAUCUUCCCAAAUACCUUUAAACCUCUAAGAGAUGCCUGAAACCGUGCUUACUUACAUCCACUUGAUUUUGUGUUUCCAGUAGUCUUUUUUUCUCACAUUUCUCUGCCUCUCCAAGCACCGGUGGAUAUAGUUUGAGUCCAUCCCAGACCAGUGACGGUCUGUUCAUCAACCUGCAUCGCAGGCAGGGCAGACCUGAUGUAAAUGGCGUGCAAACCUGCUGGGAAGGCGACCGAGCUUAUAUUCAUAGAGUUCUAUGGAGAGAACGACGGGGAACCCAUUAAUAGAGCAUCAUUCAGCACCUUAAUGUUGGGCAUUGUUUUCAUCAUAAAAUAUACUAAGAUUUGUUCCUGUUAUAUUUUUUGUGUGUAACUUUUAUUGUCUGUGAUUAAAACAAAAGUGUUGGGGUUUUUAUGGGGUUUUGAGGUGUUGGUACUGAGGAACAGAUACAUCUUGAUCAUUCAUGUGCACAAGGAUCUUUUCUUUUGUGUAACAGGAGCAAUUAAAAAGGAUUUCAGCUGAAAAUGUAUUCAUUUCUGAGUCAGAAAGUCUUUAAGAAGUGAGCACUAGAGCUUGAAAUUGUUCAACACAGUAUUGUUCAGAAAGUGUGGACAGAGCAGUUUACCCUAUAGGCUGUCCUAAAAAUAACAAUGAUGACAUAUAGAACAAAUAAAGAACUCGGAAAAAAUUGAA
Molecule: messenger RNA, 1354 nt
Organism: Pundamilia nyererei
Lineage: Eukaryota; Metazoa; Chordata; Actinopteri; Cichliformes; Cichlidae
Gene: gpx4a
Product: glutathione peroxidase 4a
Exons: 7
Biological process (GO): response to oxidative stress
Cellular component (GO): mitochondrion; nucleus
Molecular function (GO): phospholipid-hydroperoxide glutathione peroxidase activity; glutathione peroxidase activity
Source: RefSeq, a predicted model, not a curated record